This is a messenger RNA of Colias croceus (clouded yellow), 4290 nucleotides long. RefSeq lists its product as uncharacterized. The record is from RefSeq and is a predicted model, not a curated record. The transcript is spliced from 3 exons. Lineage: Eukaryota; Metazoa; Arthropoda; Insecta; Lepidoptera; Pieridae. The coding region runs from base 173 to 4054 and encodes 1293 amino acids.
GGGUUAUCUCAACGCAGAUAUAAUAUUAAAAGCUAAAUAAAUUGACGUCUCCUUCGCAGGCAAUGUCAGUGUGUUCAGAAAAAUACAUCGGUGUGUUGGUCUCUAGUCGUUUCUAGUAGUUAUUGUGUUGUAUGGUGUAUUGAUUUCAAAUACCCUGAUAUAUUGGUCCACAAUGUGGCGCCUAUUAAUAAUCACAUCUGUUGCGGUGGUAGCUUUUGCUAGACCAGAGCUAUAUAAAGAGACUGAAGACUUCCAAUAUUCAAGAAGUUCAUCUGAUGAUGGCGAUAAAUCCGGGUUUUAUGGGGCCCGCCGUGGUAACAUGGGAGGCAAUUACGAGAGGGCACAUAAUAUGGAUGGCUUAGCGCAACAUCAAAUGAGUACGGCUGUACGUCAAGUUGAAGGUGAAUUGGGCGAAGGCGCUAAAACAAGGACUGGCAGCGUGUACACUGCAGCGAAUUCCAGAGGCAUAUUUGGAUCUGGACACUACGAUUUGAGCAAUCUUAAGGGAAGAAAUUUUGAGGAAAGCGAGUCAUUAGCAGCUUCUCAUUCUUCUUUAACCUCUCAAAACACCGGAUACAGAGGAAACACAUAUUCAGCAGCACAAAAUGCUGGAUACAACAGUGGUUUUACUAAAAGCUCUAGAAUGCAUUCAGGUUAUCAAGCUGCCGAUUAUUCAGAUGAAUUUGCACAAAAAGAAAAUGCUCAUGCACAAGAUUAUCAAGCAAACCGACAAUAUAGUUACGGAAACCAAGAGGCUUCUGGAAGUGACUUAAAAUAUUAUUCUCAAGUUAGAAAUCAGGCUCAAAACCAAUACGAACACAGGCAAUCAAAUUUGCACAAUACGUAUGAUGCUAAUUUAUAUAGCAGACAACCAACUGAGUUGCCCAUAGUGGAUUUGCAGCCACGUCGUAUUUAUGUUGUUCCGAUCAAAUCCCAAGACGUUGUAGCAUAUAGCGGUAAAUCCUAUAAUAAAAAUAGUAUUAAUAGUGAAGCUGAGGUAUUAGAUGGUUCUAGUGGGCGUAUUUACGUACAGCCUGUAAGCGCACCGAAACAUUAUGAAUCAUCAUACAGUUACCGCAAAGAAUGGGAAAAACACAAUUCGCAGCCUGUAACAAUUAUACCAACGGACAAUCCAUUCCCGAAAAACAGUGAAUUAUAUGAUGACGCACAUUUGUUACAAAAUGCUAAGAGCCAGUUCAGUACAUCAGACAUAAGCAAUGCACACUCUAGCAGUGCUAAUCUCGCUCAAGCAAAUAGUUACAUUGCCAACACAAAAUCAUCAUCACUGAGCAAAUCAAGAUAUUCUGAAUCCCAAGCUCAAGGUUCAUCCGCAGCAGCUCUUUCAAAUGCUUACACACUUGGUGCACACAGAGCCCAACAGGAAAACGCAGUUGAUGCUAGUAAAAUUGUUGAAGAUUUAAGCACUAAGCCGAAAAGUUAUCAUUCUUCAUACUCUUAUCACAAAUCGUGGGAAAGACGAGGAGAUCCUUAUGUAAUUAAGCCAGUAGGUGGUGACGUUGCCUCUCAAAGGCUUGUAUCUGCCUCUAACAACCAAGAUGCUUUUUCAUCUCGUCAAUAUGGCGCUCAAUAUAAACAGGCUCACCAAAGGUUCACUCAAGACGGUAUUGAUUGUGAUUGUGACGAAAAUGGCCACAUUCGCGUAGCUCGUUCACCCGAUCCUAAAGCAUAUUACAACGAUCAAGAGCAAGAGCAACAAUUAGAAGCUUUUCAAGAUAUGAGCAUUGGCCAACAGGUACAGAACAAAUGGGAAAAUUUAGAAGAUUUGGGUCAACAAACCCAACAAUUCGGACAAUUUGCUCAAAAUAAAUGGGACAAUUUGGAAGACUUGGGUCAAAAAACACAAAACCAAUGGGAUAAGACCGAAGAUUUUGGCCAGGCUAGUCACAAUCAAUGGCCAAAUCAAGAAGGUGUGGGUCAACAAAUUCAAAAUCAAUGGAGCGAUUUACAAGAACCAGGACAACAAACACAGAACAAAUGGGACAAUCUUCAAUUCUCAGGCCAACAGAUACAAGAUCAAUCGGAAAUACAUCAAAAUAUGGGACAGAGAGUCCAGAAUGAAUGGAAUACAUUACAAAGCUUUGAUCAGCAAGCACCAAGUGAUAUAACACAACAAACGCAAGAUGACAAAUUUGAACAACACUUUCAUGAACAAUCAGCAAACGAAGAUGAUCUCACGUCUAUACCAACAACAAAUCAAAAUAAAAGUGAUAAUAAACAUAAUUCAGAAACUCAGAACUGGAAUGUUAUAAAUAAUUUCAAUACAGCACAGUUGACACAUUCUUUUGAUCAAAAGGAAACAAUGACAGAGCAAAAAGAUGAAAAAAUUGAACAACAAAAUCAAUUUUGGAACAUAUUCCAGGAAAAUUACCCUGAUCAAAAACUCACUGAUCACACCUUGGUGCAUGAACAAGCACAACUUUAUAACAACAAAGAAGUUACCAAUAAUAAUUACAAUACAGGUUACAUACAAACAGACGAUAAACAUGAUUCUUUUCAACAAAAUCAUAACCAAAAUACUCUUACAAGUAGUUUAAAUGACGAAGAUUAUGAUGCUUCAUCCCUUUUAAGUUUAUGGAACAAAUUAGAUAGAAUAGAAAGUUCCCUUAAAAAUGAUAGUUCCGAACAACAACAAUCAUCUCUAUCUACACAAUCAUCAUAUCACAGCUGGGAUAAAUUUGAUGGGCAGCAUACACAAAGUGCUCACGGUGACAGUGUUUUUAAUUUACCUGCUUCUAAUGAUAUACAAAAAACCUCAACAACAGAACAUCCCCACCAUGAGAAAGAAACAACUACAUACAAAAUUUAUACACGAAAACCUACUCAAAAUACAUAUACUACACAAACAAACAUACCAAAAUAUGUUCCUCAACAUAGUUCUAUACCUCAAGGUCCCGUUGAUAUUGGACGUGGGGAUAUUGGAGCAGAAGAAACAAUAGUAGAUGAUACAGAUAAUACAGCUAUACUUAUUCCUAAAUUCCCUACAAACCUAUAUAAAACACCAGAAGAAAUAGAAUCAUUAAGUCUGACAAAUGAACACCAAGAAAAUAACGAUUAUCAUAGCUCUCACAAAGAAAAUACUGAAACUCAAAAAAUCGAAGAAGGAAGAGCAAUACAAAAAAAUUAUCAAGAUAGUAAUUAUGUAAAUAACCUACAAGCAGAAACUUCACCUACAACAGUUAAGUAUAAUAAAUUAAUUGGUAGUAGUAGUAGCACUCAGAAGAACUUUGAUGAACUGCAAAAUAUGCAUACUAAUAUUAACAAAGAGAUCUUAAGCCAGAAUCAAGAAGUUACCAAUAAACGUAAUGAAGAAAUUUCACAGUUUGAUGAAAAUCAAAAGUUUCUCGGUAACAACUUCGAGAAAGCCCCCCCAGAUUUUGAGCAGCCAAAUAUGAAUCAACAAUUCGAAGACUUUAGUCAACAUUUACAGGGAUCAUUGGACUUAGGGCAGCAACAACAAAGUUCUUGGCAGCCCUCUGAUAGUUUUGACCAAAGCUAUGUGCAACAACUUGAAAACUUUGGAACAUUCAGCAAUGAUGAUACCCAACAUAAUCAAGACCAAACAGUGAGUCAAAAUUUACAGGGAUCUUUAGACUUAGAACAGCAACAACAAAGUUCUUGGCAACCCUCUGAUAGUUUUGGCCAUAGUUAUGUGCAACAACUUGAAAACUUUGGAACAUUCAGCAAUGAUGAUAACCAACAUAAUCAAGAUCAAAUGGUUGACACUUUUGUAGUUAACAAUCAGUAUAAAGGCGAACAUAAUGAAGACCCAGAUUAUUUUAAGCCAGCAACUGAAGUUCCCAAAGAAGGCAGGAAUCAAUACAUUAAGCCAAAUAGAGAGCCUGAAGAAGAACCUGCUCCAGUAUUUGAGGAGGCACAAAUAAGUAAAAAAGUUGCACCUCAAGUAGCUGUUCCAGAGAAAGAUGCAAAUGGUACUCCAGUUGAGGUUCCAGAAGAAAAGUCAGGGUUUUGGAAAUCUAUAGGUAGCAAAUUUACUAAUGCCAAAGAAAGUGUAGUAUCUUGGUUUAAAGGGUAAUUAAUAUUAGGUAUUAUUUUUUACAUAUAGAAUAAUUUUAUAAAUAUAAAGUAAUUAUGUAACAUGUAAGUUAAAUCUUUACUUACCUCUGAUAAUGAUGUGAAGUAUUUUAUGAAUGCUUGUUGUUUGACUGAAUCUGAAAGAACAAAGUUUUAUAUGCUUUAUUUAUACUUACUAGCUUAAGUAAUUUUAUGUACAGUGGUUAUAAAAAUUAAAGAUAUUUUAAUAUUUUUUAA